Knipowitschia caucasica is the source of this 3321-nucleotide messenger RNA. The record is from the annotation of a GenBank genome assembly. Lineage: Eukaryota; Metazoa; Chordata; Actinopteri; Gobiiformes; Gobiidae.
AUGGUCCUUUACACCGCACACCAUUGUACCCGACCCGCGUUCCCCUCACAGAUCCCCGGUCCCUCCCACCACAGCACUCGGUCCUCACAGACCGCCGCUCCUCACAGACCUCCCUGUCUCACGACCCCGGUCCUCCCCGACCCGGUCCUCACAGACCCGGUCCUCACAGACUCGGUCCUCACAGACCUCGGUCCUCAAGACCCCGGUCUCACCGACCCGGUCCUCACAGUCCCGGUCCUCACAGACCCCGGUCCUCACAGACCUCGGUCUCACAGCCCUCGCGUCCUCCCCGACUCUGUGUCCAGAAUCUUCUCCUUCCUGAAUGAGGAGGUACAGCAGGAGGUGCUCUCCUCUAUGUUCGAUGUGCUGGAGGAUCAGCCGAGUGCAGAGACGGCUCAGACAGUGGCCAGUGUCUUCAAACAGAUCUCUCUGGAUGCGCAGCUGGUAGCAUCUGAACUCUGUCCUGAGAAAAUGACGACAACAACAGUUCAACAAACGAGGCGCAGCAGAAUGAGCCGUAAAGCCGCAGACAGAGUGCAGCCUGCAGGGAGCGCUGUGCCGUGGAGCAGAGUCACUCUGAUCCUGGAGCUGCUGCAGCACAAGAAGAAGCUGAGGAGAUCCCAGAACCUGGUCCCUCCUCUAUUCAGCCUCCUGCAGAGACGUCUGGAGGUCUCAGAGGAGGACCUGAGUUCAAUAGAAUAUACCAAACAGCUGCUGCUGAACUGUCUGCUGAGUGUGUGCAGUAAGCUGUCCCCUGAAGGGGCCCCGAUCCUCCCAGAGGUCCUGGACCCAGACAGGUUCUCAGUGGAGCUGGUGGUGCAGUGUAUUCGUUCCUCUGAGAUGUCUCAGACUCAUCACCAGGCGCUGCUUCUUCUGAGCGCUGUGGCCUCCAUUUACCCAGAGAAGGUGCUGCUGAACAUCAUGCCCAUCUUCACCUUCAUGGGAGCCAACAUCCUGCGCCUGGACGACAGCUACAGCUUCAGGGUCAUCCAGAAGACUGUUUCUAUGGUGAUCCCUGCUGUGCUCAAGGCCCAGGACUCCUCCCCCUCCUCCCCCUCCCCUCACACCCUCUCGGUGGUGACCAGGAUCCUGGAUGUGUUUGUGGAUGCCCUGCCUCAUGUCCCGGAGCACCGCAGGGUCCCAGUGCUGCAGCAGCUGCUGAGCACAGUGGGGCCACAGGAUUUCCUCUGGGUGCUGCUGGGACUGAUGUGCAAGCAACACACCACCACCACUGCUGCUGCAAGGCCUACUGCAGAGGACAAGGACUCCUCUCAGAAGCACUGGGACCUGUGGCUCUCCAUCUGCUGUGAGUUCAGUCCUAAAGUCCAGAUCCAGACCGUGGUCCAGGUCCUGGUCUUUCUGCAGUCUCUGCCACACCAGCAAGAACAAGAGAGCACUUCCUCUCGCAGGAGGAGCGUCCCGCAGGAGGAGAACCUGCAGGAGCUGAUCUUUAACACUGAGACUCACAGCAGCAAACAUCUGCGGCAUUUUGUGUUUGAGAACCUGAGCUUCUGCUGCGCUCUGCUGGGCUCCAGGAGGUUCCUCCAACAGGUGGUGGAUCAGAGCAAAUCAGAAGAGGAGGAGCAGGAGGAGGCUCAGCAGCAGAGGUUGCUGGAGCAGACUCUCCUCUACAUUCAGUCCGUGGCUCAGAACCUGGAGCUGAACUCUGACAAACCGACUUCUAAGUUCUGGAGGAUUCUGCUCAACAAGAGCUACGAGCUGCUGGACAAGGUGGUGGCGCUGUUGCCUUCUGGAUCGUUCGUGGCUGUGACCCGGGGGCUGAUGGGAAAUGAAGUCCCCAACGUUCGAAGGAAAGCUCUGGAACUAUUCAACAACAAACUGCAGCAGAAGAACUGGGACCAGCACCAGUCCUCCCUGGGUCUCUCCUCGGACCUUCUGGCCUUGGUCUCCUCCUCGUCGGAGUCCUCCCUGAAUCGGCAGACGGCCCUCUUCUCUCUGAAGCUCCUGUGUCGGCUCUGUGGAGAGGCGAACCCUCAGGCCUUCAUUCCAGUGAUGACCGUCGCUAUGGGUGUCGUCAUGGCAACACACGAGGAGCGAAACGUCAAGGCAACGGCGCUACAGUGUGUCGCAGAGUGUGUGACGGCGCUAAAGGCGUUAGCCAUACCACAGCUACCAAGCCUGGUCCCUCUGGUCGUCUCGUCUCUGAAGGCCACACCUCUAACUUCCUCCUCUGAGCUCUAUGUUCUGAGCUGUGUCAUCGCUCUGCAGAAGAUCAUGGAGACUCUGGCCAGCUUCACCAGCCCCUACCUGCAGGACAUCACAGACCAGGUCUGUGGACUGUCGUCUCUCUGCACCGUGACUCCGCCCCUCGCCGCUCGGCUCGCCACUCUCAAAUCCACCAUUGCCACAAAGAUCCCGUCCCGAGUCCUGUUACCCACGGCAACCGUGGUAUACGAGAGACUGGUGCUGGACCGCCAGGGCCCGGUGGUGGCGCUCAUGAGCAUACUGCAGCAGCACAUUGGUCACAUGGACAGGGACCAGGUGUCUCUUCACCAAUCAGAACUCACCUCCUUCUUCCUGACGGCGCUGGACUUCAGAGCGACACACACUCAGGAGGAAGUGGAGCAGGUAGAGGGUGCUGUGGUGGACGCUCUGGUCAGUCUGGUCCUCAAGCUCUCAGAGGUUACCUUCAAACCACUGUUCUAUAAGCUGCUGGACUGGAGUCGCACUGCCCCCGGUGGCUCAGCAGAGCGUCUGCUCACGUUCCUCAGAGUCUGUAGUUCUCUUGCUCAAACGCUGAAAGGUCUCUUUGUGUUGUUUUCUGGCAACCUCCUCAAACUGAUCUCAGACCUGCUGCAGCCACAUGCACCUUCUCUCUUCAGCUCGCAGGAGCACCAGUGUCUGAUGAUGUCAUUGGUACUCGACGUUCUCCACAAGAUCUUCCUCUAUGACACCAGCAAGAGCGUGAGCGUCGACAGCAAAAGGGCGCUGCUGGAGCCCCUAGUGGACCAGCUGGAGAACCUCCAGGGGGCGCACCGCAGCAGUCUGAGGCAGAGUCUGAUUCUGUGUCUGGGACAGUUCUGUGUGAGUCUGAGCGACGACCAGGACUGGAAGAACCUGAACCAGAGAGUCCUGAUGAAGACCAGGAGCCAGGAGGAGCAGGUGCGACUGUCGGCUCUUGCUGCUGUUCUAGAGCUCUGCUCCAAACUCAGAGAGAACUACCUACUUCUGCUGCCAGAGACCAUCCCCUUCCUGUCCGAGCUGAUGGAGGAUGAGAGUGAGGAGGUGGAGAAGGAGGUGCAGCGUGUGGUCCAGGAGAUGGAGAACGUGUUGGGAGAACCUCUGCAGAACUACUUCUGA